CCGCUUCACGGCAAAUCUGUAUCUCAGUUAGCACGCUAUGCUUCCAAGAUCCGCUAUUGCUCGUUCUAAUGGUCUCGUAACUAGACGAAUCGUUACACGUCGACCAGCGGGAUCCACUGUGCGCUUUCAGUCAACGUCCUCGUCUUCCGGAGCGUCUUCGUCUGCAUAUAAUGCCUCACAUGCCGCGGCCGGUGUAGCUGGCGGUGCCACUGUUGCUCUAGCAGGUUAUGUCUGGUACCAUACCUCUGGUCUUAAGACAGCAUUGCAGACCUCUAAGGAUAUUAAGAGCUAUCUCCAGACCACGCGCGACAAUGUUGUCUCUAAAGCUCGCGAAACUGCAAAGAAUCCAAGCCAGGCACUAUCCCAUUUGCGUGGCAUCGCAAAAUCCUAUUCGAAUUUCAUUCCCGGAGCAUCUGGAUAUAUUGAUACGACAUUUGAUGAGCUAGACGACCUGUAUGGUGCACAUUCUGGCGAAAUGGACUCGAUAUUGAAGGAAACGACGGACGAGUUAUCGAAAGUUGCGAAUCAAGGACGUGCAGACACUGCAACUGCAGCAAAGGUAGCUGAGAUCGUCGGGAAUGCUGUGCGUAGAAUGCAAGAGCUCGGUAAGAAAGUGGGUGGCGACAUCCUGGACAAGAGUCCUAUGGUUAAGGAGAAACUGGGAAGCGGGUACGAGCAGUUGCAAAGUUUAGCGGAAAAGGCAGGCCCUGAAGGGAGGAAAGCACUGGAUGAAGUGCAGAAACAGGUCAAAGAAAUAAUUUCGAGGGGUAAACCUGACGAGGAAGCAAUCAAGAAAAUACGGGACCACAUUCAGGAUAAAGCUUCCUCCAUCCGUAAACGUGUUGAAUCGUCUGAUGGAACCGGAAUAUUGGAUAAAUUUGAAAGUGUCGGCGCACUUUUCAAGAAUAUUCCAGGUGUAGAUGAAAUUAUAAAGAAGGCACCAAAUAGUCAAGAAAUCAUCAAAUUGGCAGAGGACCAGAGUGAAGAGGCGCAGAACCUUGCAAAGGAGACUCUAACAGAUGUGAUGGCCGUGCUUGAGGAAAAGGGCAAGAAAGCAAAGGAACUGACACAACGCACGAAGGUUGAGGCCGAAAAGCAGGCCAAAAAUUAA
Messenger RNA from Fomitiporia mediterranea MF3/22, 1111 nucleotides. RefSeq lists its product as uncharacterized. The record is from RefSeq and is a predicted model, not a curated record. Lineage: Eukaryota; Fungi; Basidiomycota; Agaricomycetes; Hymenochaetales; Hymenochaetaceae. The transcript is spliced from 4 exons. The coding region runs from base 38 to 1111 and encodes 357 amino acids.